CGUAUUACUCAUCAUCAUGCAAAAGACGUUUUUCUUCAUUCUAGCUUUUGCUAUUCUAAUAACAGCAGUUUCUCUCUUUGCGACAACUCAGUUUUCAGUUUCUACGGCUUUACCUUACGCUUCGACGCAAAUUACACUUUUGGCGGCUGGAGGGGAGAAAGUGAAGAGAAGACAACACGCGACGAUAGACAUACACAAUCGAUCGCAAAUUAAUCUAACUACCGCAAAAAUGUUUCUGGAGGCUGCAGGUGAGGAGUUGAAAUUACGGAGAGGAAGACAAACCGUGACGCUAGACACACCCACUCAGUCACAAAUUAGUGGAAUUGGCGGAAACCCUGACGAAGUGUUUAGUAGAAGAAGGAACGCAGUGCGAGCUACAUGCAAACAAACUGGAAGAAAGAAGCUUGGACUGACUGCACCUCAAAUGGACGACGUGUAUCACCACAUGAUUGUAGAUGACAAACACAAACUGAUCUAUUGCUAUGUGCCUAAAGCGGCUUGUUCCUCAUGGAAACGUGUCAUGUUACGUCUAACAGGAGCCACUGAUACUAGAGCUCCACACGAACGCAAAAAUCAUUUACUAAUGUCUGAUUUGCCAAAAUCGGAAAGAGAAAAGAGAAUGAAGACUUACAAAAAGUUCAUGGUUCAUCGAGAGCCACUUGGCCGUCUCCUCUCCGCUUAUUUUGAUAAAUUUGUGAAAGAUGAUGCAAUGAGAUUGACAUUUGGAAGGAAAAUUAUUUACCGGUACAGAAGUAAUCCUUCAAGGCAUAGUCUGAAGUAUGGCAAUGAUGUCACAUUUAGAGAGUUUGCUCGUUUUGCAGUGGAUGUUGCACACAAAACACGAACGAUAGACAUGAAUGAGCAUUGGCGUUCACAAGUGAAGCUUUGUCAGCCUUGUACUGUCGACUAUAAUUAUUACAGUGAGAUGGAGACUGUGGAGAGGGAUGCAGAGGCAUUACUCAAGAUUAUUGGUGCACCGACUCAUAUUAAGCUUCCUCAUUUACACAAUACAAAUUCAGCUAAAAAUGUGACUCAGUUUUAUGGUGAGGUAGACAGGAAUCUUUUGGGAAAACUACUGGUUGUCUACAAAGAAGACGUUGCUAUUUUUGGCUACAGUACUAGUAGACUCGUAAUUUGAAAUGUCUACGUGGUAUAGACCGGUAGUUGUAUACCACGAUAGUUGUAUAUAGUUUUUGUAACCUCGGUUAGCUUCGAAUUUCUAGACCAGAGAGCGCGCGAACUUUUUGGGCUAAACCAAAACGGUAAUAGAAAAUAGGGUAGGUGUUCCUACUAGUAGUU
Corticium candelabrum is the source of this 1299-nucleotide messenger RNA. RefSeq names its product carbohydrate sulfotransferase 14-like. Bases 17 to 1138 code for a protein of 373 amino acids. The transcript has a single exon. Gene Ontology annotation, biological process: carbohydrate biosynthetic process. Gene Ontology annotation, cellular component: membrane. The record is from RefSeq and is a predicted model, not a curated record. Gene Ontology annotation, molecular function: sulfotransferase activity. NCBI's taxonomy places the organism in Eukaryota, Metazoa, Porifera, Homoscleromorpha, Homosclerophorida, Plakinidae.